AUGGAAGGAAUCUAUUUCAACAGGGAGAGAUUUCCUUUCUACCUUGUUCUCAGUCUUCUGCUUCAAGGAAGGGGCAGUACUUUCACCAUCGAUUGCUCAAGGUUUGAACAACAUGGGGUGGAUCCCUCUGCUCUAGAUAUGGUAUUUGACAGAAAGGCCUUCCGUCCAGCCACCAACCUCAGUGUCCCCACCCAAGUCAACAUCUCUUUUACGCUGUCUGCCAUCCGAAACGUGGAUGAACGGCCACAGCUCUUUUCAUCGUUCCUGUGGCUGGAAAUGGUCUGGGACAACCCAUUUAUCAGCUGGAACCCAAAGAAGUGUAAGGGCAUCACCAAUAUCAGUGUGGCAACCAAGAAUCUGUGGCUCCCAGACAUUUUCAUCGUUGAGUCCAUUGAUGUGGAUGAGACCCCGCAAGGCCUCAUAGCAUAUGUAAGUAAUGACGGUCGCAUCAGGUAUAAGAAACCCAUGAAGGUGGCCAGCAUCUGUAGCCUGGACAUCUUCUACUUCCCUUUUGACCAGCAGAACUGCACACUCACCUUCAGGUCAUUUAUCUACACAGUGGAUAACAUGUUGCUGGGCAUGGAGAAAGAAGUGUGGGAGAUAGAGGACACGUCCCGGGACAUCGUUCAGACCCAUGGAGAGUGGGAGUUCCUGGGCAUCAACAAGGCCACCCCAAAGAUGUUGGUGGGAGACAACCUAUACGAUGAGAUCAUGUUCUAUGUGGCCAUGAGGCGCAGGCCCACCCUCUACAUCAUAAACCUCCUAGUGCCCAGUAGCUUUCUGGUUGCCAUCGACGCCGUCAGCUUCUACCUGCCGGCAGAAAGUGGGAAUCGCGCCCCAUUCAAGAUAACUCUCCUGCUGGGCUACAACGUCUUCCUGCUCCUGAUGAAUGACUUACUCCCCACCAGUGGCGCCCCCCUCAUCACUGUCUACUUUGCCCUGUGUCUGUCGCUGAUGGUGCUCAGCCUGCUAGAGACCGUCUUCAUCGCCUAUCUGCUGCACCUGGCCACCAACCAGCCCCCACCCAUGCCGAGGUGGCUCCACUCCCUGCUGCUGCACUGCACCUGCCCAAGGAAAUACUGCCCCACUGUGUCCCACAAGGGAAACGAGGGCCUGGGUCUCCCCCCCGCCCAGCUGCCUGGUGUGAAGGAGCCAGUAGAGUUGGUGGAGAAGUCGCCAGGCCCGGGAGAGGCAGAGCCGGCUGGGGGCUCAGGAUGGACAAGGGCCCAGCGGGAGCAGGAGGCCCAGAAGCGGCACAGGGUGGAGCUGUGGGUGCAGUUCAGCCACAUGAUGGACACCCUGCUCUUCCGCCUCUAUCUGCUCUUCAUGGCCUUCUCCAUCCUCACGGUCAUCGGCCUCUGGAACACCUAG
This is a messenger RNA of Propithecus coquereli (Coquerel's sifaka), 1371 nucleotides long. RefSeq names its product 5-hydroxytryptamine receptor 3E-like. Gene Ontology annotation, biological process: nervous system process; monoatomic ion transmembrane transport; chemical synaptic transmission. Bases 1 to 1371 code for a protein of 456 amino acids. The transcript is spliced from 9 exons. Gene Ontology annotation, cellular component: neuron projection; synapse; membrane. Lineage: Eukaryota; Metazoa; Chordata; Mammalia; Primates; Indriidae. Gene Ontology annotation, molecular function: transmembrane signaling receptor activity; extracellular ligand-gated monoatomic ion channel activity; neurotransmitter receptor activity. The record is from RefSeq and is a predicted model, not a curated record.